CAAUCAGCGUGCGAGCGGUGAAGAAGGAGGGGAGGAGCCUCCGCGCAAGAUGCAGUGCGCCGCGCGACUGCGCUGCGGGAGCCGGAACGGAGCCUGGGACCUGGUGGAAGCUGGGUUGAAAAAUUAGACACAUCCAGAGGCUUGUGGACUGAAGAAGUGUUCCUCUCCCACCGGCAAGCUUCGCCAUGAUUCACAGCCUUUUCUUGAUCAACUCCUCUGGAGAUAUUUUCCUAGAGAAACACUGGAAAAGCGUGGUCAGCCGUUCUGUGUGCGAUUACUUUUUUGAGGCCCAAGAGAGGGCCACGGAGGCAGAAAAUGUGCCUCCGGUUAUCCCCACCCCACACCACUACCUCUUGAGUGUUUACCGACACAAGAUCUUUUUCGUGGCUGUGAUUCAGACAGAGGUCCCGCCUCUGUUUGUCAUUGAAUUCCUUCACCGAGUAGUGGACACAUUUCAGGACUAUUUUGGAGUCUGCUCAGAGCCAGUGAUCAAGGACAAUGUGGUUGUGGUCUACGAGGUCUUGGAAGAGAUGCUGGACAACGGGUUCCCCUUGGCCACUGAGUCAAACAUCCUCAAAGAACUGAUAAAGCCCCCCACCAUUCUCCGGACAGUGGUCAACACCAUCACAGGAAGCACCAAUGUGGGGGACCAGCUUCCGACCGGGCAGCUGUCGGUGGUGCCUUGGCGACGGACUGGGGUGAAGUAUACCAACAACGAGGCCUAUUUCGAUGUGGUUGAAGAGAUAGACGCCAUCAUCGACAAGUCAGGUUCCACAGUCACCGCUGAGAUCCAGGGGGUGAUUGACGCCUGUGUGAAGCUGACCGGGAUGCCAGACCUCACCCUGUCCUUCAUGAACCCCAGGUUGCUGGACGACGUUAGCUUCCAUCCCUGUGUCCGUUUCAAGCGCUGGGAAUCUGAGCGCAUCCUCUCCUUCAUCCCUCCUGAUGGCAACUUUCGCCUGCUCUCCUACCACGUCAGUGCACAGAACCUGGUUGCGAUUCCAGUCUAUGUUAAACAUGGUAUCAGCUUCCGGGACAGCAGUUCACUUGGACGCUUUGAAAUCACAGUGGGACCCAAGCAGACCAUGGGAAAGACAAUAGAGGGUGUGAUUGUCACCAGCCAGAUGCCCAAAGGUGUCCUGAAUAUGAGCCUCACUCCAUCCCAGGGGACACACACGUUUGACCCCGUGACAAAGAUGCUGUCUUGGGAUGUAGGAAAAAUAAACCCACAAAAGCUGCCAAGUUUGAAGGGGACAAUGAGUCUUCAGGUCGGAGCUUCUAAGCCAGAUGAGAACCCCACAAUUAACCUGCAGUUUAAGAUCCAGCAGCUGGCCAUUUCUGGACUCAAAGUGAACCGUCUGGACAUGUAUGGAGAGAAGUACAAGCCCUUUAAGGGCAUCAAAUACAUGACCAAAGCCGGGAAGUUCCAAGUUCGAACCUGAAGGGCAUGGGUCACUGGAGGAGCAGUCACGGACACUUUUUCCUUUCUUACUUGUCUAAAAGUAAAAUGUCAGCCUGUUUCUUAGGUCAGUUCCCUCCAGGCUCCAUCUGCUCCCUUGUCUUCAGCCUUCAGUGCCAUGGAACUGAUCAAGGGAGAAAAGGUUCAUAGGGAAAACAUGGCCAAACCCAGCACGGCACCGAUUGAGUUCUAGAGACGUGUAUGGUGGAGAGCAGUGAUACGUGAUAUUGUAUCUCACUACUUUUAACAUGGUUGUCACAGCAUGGGGAAGAAAGACCAGCAUUUGCUGUUUGUUUGGUUUUCACUCUCUAGAUCCAGUGGAAGAUGUCUCUAUUGAAUUUUUUUUUAAGACAGAAAAAGUUGAAAGACCAAAAAAAAAAAAAAAAAUUGCAAGAAAAAUGAGUGUGAGUCCAAGAAAGACCAGUUGCAGAUUGGAUAUGUGGGUCUGGGUUGUAACUCAGUGGCAGAGUGCUGGCCUAGGUCGUGUACAAACCCCGGUUCAUUCCUAACACCGCCCGCAGUGAAAAACAGAUCUGCUGUAUGAGGGACAAGACAGAGGAGCUGAUAUGAAGAGAGUUGUGAUGAGAGACGCCCCAGUGAAGGACGGGAAAGUGAUCAGAGUUUCCACGGGGGUUACAAGGAGCAGGGUGGAGUGGUUUCUUUCUGACCCUUCUCAUGUAUAGAAAGGAUUUGCAUGCCCAGGACUUUCAAAGUUCAAGUCCACACUUGACGUGAAAUCGCAAUGGAAUCAGUUUCCCUUGGAGACUGGAGUGCUAUGGCCUGGCCUGUAGAAUCUCGCUUGGGCUUGCUAUCUGUGCUGGCCCAUCAUCUUGGUGGGAAGGUGACCUGCCAGAGCGGUUUACAGUCUUUUCCUGGUUAUCUGACUCCUCGGUGGGAGCUCCCCCAUAACGGUGUCUGGUGCAGCCAGAUUUUAUGAAUUAUAGUAGUGGAAUUGAGAUGGGAACUCAUGUCCCACGGAGUGGACCUUGCCCAUAUGCAAUGACUCCAUUAGUGUUUGUCAGGCUGGAUUGUCCCUAAGCCUUGCCCUUUCCGGUCUGAAGGUUCCCAUCAGAAGCCCCAAGUGGGCACGGGCAUACUGAGGACAUGAGUCCAUGAAGCUGCUUCCCACUGUCUGUACACUGUCAUCUACCUGUUGACAGCAGACAGCUCCCAGGCCACUUUUAAGAGGAAAAAAAAAAAAAGGCAUCUUGAACCUUUGAAUAAAAUCAAAUGCCAUAGGAGGGCAGACUGUGUUCUCUUGAGUGACCCACCAGUUUAAACCAUGGCAGCUGAAGGAGCAUGACUUUCCUAAAGAGCAUUUCUUAAUCUGUUCCAGUGUGUCCGUUGCUCAUUUUAAUAUCUACAUCAGUGGUGGGGUUUGUUGUUUUUAACUUAUAGCUUAGGGAGCGAGCGGCUUGUGCUCUGUUGUGCGCGGAGGGAAGAAAGAUCUGUUUCCUUCCGUCCGCACAACUCUCCCCUAAAGUCCUGUUUGUAAGUACUUGUGCUUAGUCAUUUUUUAUUUUUAUUUUCUGGCCAGUUUUAUCUUGCCGUGGCCAGUACUUAGUUUUGCUGCCAAGUGGAGUUUCACUGUGGUUUUCUUGUGGGGUGAACUGUGCUGUGUACAACCAGCUGAUUCUUACCGCUCCACUCCCGAAUCUGGACUAGCGUAGCUCCGCACACCAGUGUCGAAGGAGACACUCUGCAGACUUCUUUCAGAAUGGGAAGUCACUUCCACAGGCCCCGCAGGAUUCCGGGGUUUUUUGGGUCACAGGAAACUAUUGAUGUCAGUCCUUGAAUAUGUCUAGGAGGUUCCUUUAUUCCAUCUAGCACAGUAUAGCUUGUCUAUCUAGAAAGAGACAGUGUUGGAAUGUGGGACCUGCAGGCCUAGACAUCGUGGAUAUAGCCAGGCCUGGCUGUCCCCACCCAGCGACUGUCAGUCAGCAGGGGGGAUGUGCGGGGUGUCUCAGUAGCUCCUCACUCUGUGUGGGGUCCAUGUGCAGAAGUAGUAUUUCUGUUUAAGUCUUAAUAAAGCUUUACCAGUCUUCCA
Messenger RNA from Peromyscus californicus insignis, 3506 nucleotides. It is a transcript of the gene Ap3m2, whose product is annotated as adaptor related protein complex 3 subunit mu 2. The record is from RefSeq and is a predicted model, not a curated record. Gene Ontology annotation, biological process: intracellular protein transport; endocytosis. The transcript has 9 exons. Gene Ontology annotation, cellular component: cytoplasmic vesicle; clathrin adaptor complex. Bases 186 to 1442 code for a protein of 418 amino acids. NCBI's taxonomy places the organism in Eukaryota, Metazoa, Chordata, Mammalia, Rodentia, Cricetidae.